Messenger RNA from Quercus lobata, 678 nucleotides. RefSeq names its product glutathione S-transferase U10-like. Gene Ontology annotation, biological process: glutathione metabolic process. The transcript has 2 exons. Bases 1 to 678 code for a protein of 225 amino acids. Lineage: Eukaryota; Viridiplantae; Streptophyta; Magnoliopsida; Fagales; Fagaceae. The record is from RefSeq and is a predicted model, not a curated record. Gene Ontology annotation, molecular function: glutathione transferase activity. Gene Ontology annotation, cellular component: cytoplasm.
AUGGAGGAGAAGAAAGGAGAAGUUGUCCUGUUUGGAACAUGGGCCAGCACAUUCUGCACUAGAGUUGAGCUAGCCCUCAAACUAAAAGGCAUACCCUAUGAAUAUGUGGAGGAAGAUUUGACAAACAAAAGUAAGUUGUUCCUUAGCCUCAAUCCAGUCCACAAGAAAGUACCUGUGCUUGUUCACAAUGGGAAAUCCAUUGCUGAGUCCCUCAUUAUCCUUGAAUACAUAGAAGAGUGCUGGAAUACCACCCCAAAACUAUUGCCUGAGGACCCUUACCAAAGGGCAAAAGUCCGCUUUUGGGCCAACUAUUAUGAUCAAAAGAUUGUGCCAAGUUUCUACAUCAUCUUCGGGUCCAAAGACAAGGAGAGAGAGAAAGCCAUUGAAGACUUGAGCCAAUUGCUUAAGGUGUUUGAAGAAGGUAUAGAAAAGGACUUUCCAGGGCAGUCUCCAUUCCUCAAUGGCGAGAUCCUAGGGUAUCUUGGUAUCGUUAUUGGCUCACAUGCAUGCAACUACCAAGCUGGUGAUGAGGCCAUUGGUGUGGUACUCAUAUCAGAAAAGAAUCCAGAGUUUCUCUUAUGGGUCAAUGCUCUGAAGAACUGCCCUCUGAUGGGGGAGACACUACCACCUCAUGACAAAUUGGUUGCCAGGUUGAGUGCCAGGCUUAAGUCUACUUAA